Messenger RNA from Rangifer tarandus platyrhynchus (Svalbard reindeer), 315 nucleotides. Lineage: Eukaryota; Metazoa; Chordata; Mammalia; Artiodactyla; Cervidae. The record is from the annotation of a GenBank genome assembly.
AUGGAAAAUGUGGGUGGGCCAGCCCAGCCAGGGAGUACUAUGGUCUGGGGGCUCCUGGAGAGGGGGCGUGGCCCAGAGAGGGUCCUCACAGAGAAAGGAGUCAGGAGAAUCUCCUGUGGACACCUCUCUUCCCCCUCCCCUCAAGGCAGGGCCAGCUGGGACACCCCAGCCUCUAGACCAGCUGGGCUGGAGCAGGUGGGCCUUCUCUUAAUGCCCAGGAAUCCAGGAUCUGCCCUUCCUUGCAGAUUCCCUUCCAUUUCUCCUUCUGUAAAACAAGGGGAGGAUAAGACGGGCUCUCCUGCUUCAGAAGCCUGA